Molecule: messenger RNA, 948 nt
Organism: Racocetra fulgida
Lineage: Eukaryota; Fungi; Glomeromycota; Glomeromycetes; Diversisporales; Gigasporaceae
Source: the annotation of a GenBank genome assembly
CAUAUGCAGCCCAACAUCAAAUAAAAAUUGACCCAUUGCCUCCUGCUAGUCAUCAUCCUGAACCGAGUGCAUCUUCUCAGCAAUCUCGAUCUCGAAGCCAACAACGAAAAACGACACUCGCACAAAUAAGGGAAAAGUCAUCCUCACCUCAACAAGAAGAACUUGAAAUUCGACAUAGGCAACUGACACCUUAUUAUGUUCGUGAAGAGUCUAGCCAGCAAACAUCCUCUCCUCAAUAUUUACCAACUAUACCUGAAUCACCACAAUUGCAUGAAAGAUUGCAUGAAAGAUUGCAUGAAAGUGGGCCGAUCAUUACGUCCGCUACGGGUGUUAGUCAUGAUGAAUGGUUUAAUUAUAAUGAUAGUCCUGAUCUCACCGGCCAAAAUCCUGAAGAGUUUGAUUCAUAUUCGUAUGAUGCAUCGCAAUCACAAUCUCCCGAAUUUCUGUCAACAAGUUCGCAACCUAUACGAGAUGAAGAACAAAUUGAGAUAGAAUUUCAACCAGAACAACCACAAUUCGUGGAACCUUUAAACAUUGUUAGUGCAAUUGUUCUUAUUCCAGUUUUACAACGAACUAAAGAAUUAAAUACUGAAAUUAAUUCCAGCAACCCGCAGACUUCCGCAUUUACAGUUUUUGAUCGUAAAGCAAAAAAAUUACAAAGAGAUCGAGCUGCUUUAGAUAUUGAAGCUAGUAAACAAGUUGACUAUCUUAAAGAUGAAGUUGCAUAUAGACUUGUGGAUAGAUUGUUGGAUGUUAAGCGAAAGUAUGAUACAAUUGUUGAUUUAGGUUGCGGAUGUGGGCAUGUAGUGAAACAUAUAGAUCAAGAUAUAUCAAAAAAGUUGUUGAUGUGUGAUAUGUCAGUAGAUGAGGAAUUACUUCCAUUCAAGGAGAAUUCUUUGGAGGCUGUAAUUAGUAAUCUUUCAUUACAUUGGGUAAACGAUUUGCCAG